Messenger RNA from Manis pentadactyla (Chinese pangolin), 1178 nucleotides. It is a transcript of the gene CXCL10, whose product is annotated as C-X-C motif chemokine ligand 10. The record is from RefSeq and is a predicted model, not a curated record. Gene Ontology annotation, biological process: chemokine-mediated signaling pathway; antimicrobial humoral immune response mediated by antimicrobial peptide; neutrophil chemotaxis. Gene Ontology annotation, molecular function: chemokine activity; CXCR chemokine receptor binding. NCBI's taxonomy places the organism in Eukaryota, Metazoa, Chordata, Mammalia, Pholidota, Manidae. Gene Ontology annotation, cellular component: extracellular region. The transcript is spliced from 4 exons. Bases 87 to 398 code for a protein of 103 amino acids.
GCAUCCUAGUACCACGUUUUCUGAGACACUUCUCAACUGCUUAGACUUUUUGAGCAUACUGCAGAGGAACCUCCAGUGGCAGCACCAUGAACCCAAGUACUCCUCUUAUUUUCUGCCUUAUCUUUCUGACUCUAAGUGGAACUCAAGGAGUACCUCUCUCUAGAACAAUGCGCUGUACCUGCAUCAUGAUUAGUGAUCGACCUGUUAAUCCAAGGUCCUUAGAAAAACUUGAAAUGAUUCCUGCAAGUCAAUCUUGUCCACAUGUUGAAAUCAUUGCCACAAUGAAAAAGAAAGGGGAGAAAAGAUGUCUGAACCCAGAGUCUAAGACCAUCAAGAAUUUAGUGAAAGCAAUUAGCAAGGAAAGGUCUAAAAGAUCUCAAACACAGAGAGAAGCGUAAUCACUGCACUACUGAUUAGGACGGACCAGAGAGAGGCUACCUCUGCCAUCAUUUCCCUACAUGCAGUAUACGUCAAGCCCUCAUUGUCCCCGGAUUGAAGUUCUCAAAGGUGACCAAGCACAGUCACCAAAUCGGCUGCUACUCCUCCUGCAGGAAGUGUAUGGCUCCUCCUCCUGAGCCGUCCCUGUAACUGUGCCACGGCACCAUGCAAUUAGCUAUGCCCAGGGGCUAUGGUCUGCGGGCAUGUGCCAAGUCCUCGCCCUGCUCACCUCUCCUAUUAAGAGAUCUUUCCACCUCUGGGCUUAGCAGAGUUGUUAGAAUCUCAAAUAACUAAAAGGCAUGCAAUCAAAACAACAAUACAAUCUGCUUUUUUAAGAAAGGUAUUUUACUCUGUGGGCCUCUACUUCCAUCUUCCCAAGGGGCCCAUAUUUUUCCAGUGGUUGUAUGUACAUAACUCCAAAUACAUUUUAAAACGCUAGAAAUGUCAGAAAAUGUAUGUGAAAACAGUACUAUUUAAUGAAAAAUUUAUACAAAGUAGGAUUCUUAAAUGUAUAUAUUUCUUAUUUUGUUGUCAGUGUUUUACAAUAAUGUGUGUAAUUAAGUGCUGCAUGCAAAUGGGCAGUAAGAGAAAAUUUUAAAUUUACAUAUAUGUUUUACAUGUUACAUAAGAUAAAUAUGCUGAAUGUUUUUCAAAAUAAAAAUAAUGUGCUCUCUUGACAAUAUUAAGAAAGAUUAUUUAAAUGUUUAGAGACCAAAAAGUAAUAAAAUAAUUAUAACUAA